Mercenaria mercenaria is the source of this 1414-nucleotide messenger RNA. Its product is annotated as copper homeostasis protein cutC homolog. Gene Ontology annotation, molecular function: copper ion binding. The coding region runs from base 45 to 788 and encodes 247 amino acids. The transcript has 8 exons. NCBI's taxonomy places the organism in Eukaryota, Metazoa, Mollusca, Bivalvia, Venerida, Veneridae. The record is from RefSeq and is a predicted model, not a curated record.
GAUUUGCAAACAUUUAAGAGAUACAGAUUUUCCCGGAAAAAAUUAUGGAAGUUUGCAUUGAUUCUGUGCAAUCAGCUAUUCACGCAGAGAAAGGAGGUGCAGUUAGGGUAGAGCUAUGUUCAAACUUAAUGGAGGGAGGAACUACACCAAGUAUUGGCAUGCUGAAGGUUAUCAAAAGGUCAGUUAGCAUACCUGUGUUUGUGAUGAUACGACCACGUGGUGGGGACUUCAUAUAUACACCCAAGGAGUUUGAUGUGAUGUACCAAGAUUUAUGCAUGCUGAAGGAAGCUGGCGCUGACGGAUUUGUGUUCGGGAUUUUAAAUCAAGAUGGUUCAGUGGAACAAGAGAUGUGUGAGGAACUCAUUGACUAUGCCAAACCUUUACCAUGCACGUUUCAUAGAGCUAUUGAUAUGACAAGCAACAUCAGUGAAGCAUUAGAAAAGGUUAUUUCCCUUGGUUUCAAGAGAGUUCUCACAAGUGGAGGUGACUCUUCAGCAUUAGAGGGACUUCCAGUCAUAACAAGCAUGGUCAAACAGGCAGCAGAACGGAUUGUAAUAAUGCCAGGUGGAGGAAUAAAUGAAAAAAACCUUCAGAGAAUUUUACAACAAAGUGGUGCUAAAGAAUUUCACUGCUCAGCUCGAUCUAGUGUUUCAUCUCAUAUGACUUUUAAGAAAGAGGGAAUUUCCAUGGGAGCAGCCUUGACACCACCAGAAUUUAGUGUCAAGGUCACAGAUGAAAGAAAAGUGAAAAGCUUGGUCACAAUGGCUUCAGAUCUCUGGGGCACUUAAAAUUCUGUAAAGACAUAAAUUUUUACAUUAAGAAAAUGACUGCCAUAUUGAGUUUAUAGACAACAAAUAAAUAGCAUCUAUGAGUCAGUGUUUAUACAUAUCGUGUAGACUUAAGUGUAACAUAUUUUAUAGAUUUAUUGUAUCAUCUUGAUCACUUGUAUCUGAGGAAAUUUAAUAUUCAACUGUUCUUAACACUUGGCCUUACAAGGAUAUGCCUCAAGAUGUUUUUUUCAAGCUUUAGAAGUAAGUAAGAAAUAUCAAUAUUUAGUAGCUUCUAUGUUGUUUUUAUACUGUAUAGACUGGAUUAUAUUCAGAAAGGUUUUAUGUUUUGCUACUAUUCAUGUUCAGAGUGACUAAUAACUCAAAACUCUGGUGAGUAUUAACUCUUACCCUGCUAAAUUUUUAAAAUGAACUUGACCAUCUUUCAGUUUAGACAGUACCAUUAACUGUAAAAAAAGGAUUUUUACAAAAAAAGAUACUGACUGAAUGGUAAACUGUGCAGAUCUUGAUCAGACUGCACAGAUGUGCAGGCUGAACAAGAUCUUCCCUGGUCGCAAAGGCAAAAUCAAUCAUGUCCAGCUUGAUCAGGGUUAAGAAACGUUAUUGUUUGCAUUGCAUUCACUUGU